GUCAACGCAAUCGAUCAAAAGCAUCACGGGGCAACGGCAAUGGAAAAGUGGCCGACUUUAAAGGAUGCCUGCUUCCGAGCCAUCCACGAGCAACAUUUCAGCGCUGUGGGCACCGCGGCGAUUCUCAAUCUGCCAGCAGACCUGAUAAAAGAGCUUCUUCCUCUCCUGAAUGUGUGUCAGCUGGACGAGCUUCAACCAGGGCUGGAGCUCAAAGGAAUAUCCACGUUCUCGUCAUGGAUGAAGUUCUACCGGCGUUUUCAGAGCAGGCGCAAGCAAAAAAUCUUUCUCGCUGAGCAAGAGGUGAGAGUGGAAGCGAUGCGAGUGAUGUUUGCCGAGCUCCUCCGCACUUCCUCCCUCGACAUGGACGUCUGGAAAAAUGUGAGCUUUCCCACCUUCGUGUCGACAGCCAUCAAGAGCGUCAACCACGUGACGUUCAGCUCCGACAUGCGCCCCUACGUGGACUUGACUUCGGGGGAGCCGACUCUUCUCGACAGUCUGGAGAAGACUGUGGAGAAGCUGACGGUGGUGUUGAAGGACGAAUGGAUGUCCCGGGAUAUGUCCCAACUGCUGUUCUUCAUGAUCCAUCGUCUUCUGGACCACGGCGCGGUUAAACACCUCAUCCUGUCCUCGCCUUUCGUCGACUUCUUGACCUGGCUGCUGGGUCACCGAGGGCAUCGGUAUCGACCUCUCACGGAAUGGCAGAACAAUGAAACUUUGGGUCUCGGUACUACUAAACGUUUUCCUUAUGAUGAAUAUUUCAAAGAAUUGGACGACGAAGACGGUCCCUCAAUCAAACUCAUGAGGAUGGAGGCGUCAUACUGUGAGACUCCACGGUACCGUUGUAAAGACUGUUAUCCCAGCCGCAUGACGCCCUAUCCAGAUUCAAAGCUCGAAAGUCUGGAACUGAGUGUGCAUUUCCCGGAGCAGCUGGCGGAUAUCAUCAAAAUCCUGCCCACUUUUGACAGCCUCACCUCUCUGACGCUGUGUAGUUGGUGUGAGUGCAGCUUCUUACGUCGCUGUCGGGCAGAGUCCUCUCAUCUCCAAAAUGACCUUUUCAGGGAAAAAAAACUGCUAUCUUGCUUAAGUCAGCAAACACCACAUCAGUUGGUAUGAUAGUUUGUACAGGCGUUACUCACUGUUUUGUCCUUCGCUUUCUAUCGCAUUUCUUAAAAUCAGACUUAAGUCACAGGAUUGUUUUUCCACAAGAACCGUUGCAAUAAGGGCGAGCCGGGACGAAAGAGUGUGUAAAGUUUGGCAUAGUUUCACGCUUAGGAACCUAAAGUGCGAUGUGCCCAUUGGAAAGUACAGCUGCACAUCUACGAGGAAGUAAACAUAAGUAGCGUAAUAAAUACAGCCAGUUUGAAUGAAUUGUAAUCCAUAACAGGUGGUUUAGGUAGAGGGACAGUGGACACAGCCACUUGUGCUCUUUUAAUCGCUUUAUUCAACAAACAAACAACAAAAGAGCGGAAUCACGAGCACAUUUUUACCCGCCCUGUCGGUGGCGCCACGCUCAGAAAGUUGCCCAAGAGCAUGAAUAGAUUUGUUUUCUAGCAUUUUGCAACACGUUUAAAUAAUCCACAGACAUAACAGACGACGUGGGGGUUUUCCCUGACAGUGACAAUAUGCAACAUUUUAAGGUCAUAAAUCGUUCUUUCCAUUUGGCAACCAAAACUAAAAAAAUGCCAGAGUGCCUGAUUAUAGAAACGGUUUGGUGGUGGCGUUUUUCAUGGAUUUGGGCAAUUUGACUUUGCGGCUUCCACUGUGGUUGAUUGUUCAACUGUUGUGUGUUGUGUCGCAGCCACCGUUCCUAUCAGGCACAUACACGACCUGGCAAAAGCUUUGCAGUCUUUGGCUUCGCGGCCCCACCGAUCCCUCCGCCGUCUGGCCGUCU
Phycodurus eques (leafy seadragon) is the source of this 1891-nucleotide messenger RNA. It is a transcript of the gene lrrc41, whose product is annotated as leucine rich repeat containing 41. Lineage: Eukaryota; Metazoa; Chordata; Actinopteri; Syngnathiformes; Syngnathidae. The record is from RefSeq and is a predicted model, not a curated record. The transcript is spliced from 3 exons. The coding region runs from base 40 to 1113 and encodes 357 amino acids.